AACGAGGACACGAUCGGCCGCGGGGGAUCCCCCCCCCCCCCGUUUAUAAAUUGACGACGACGUCGGGGAGUCCGUCUCGAUCGAUCACGCUCUCAGCCUAAGCUUCCUCGAUGGAGGGCACCGGUAACGACAAGCAGAACGAGUCGGACGAGUGCGACGUAAACGGGGACAAUAGGAAGCGGGAUGACGACGAUUCGACCGGGCAGGAGGACGUCGAGCGUAAGAUGAAGGCGGAGGACAAGCGCGAGUCCCUGGAGAACAUGAAUCUGAAGAACGAGAUGAAGACGCUGAAGAAGACGCUGUCGGCCGACGACGAGGAGGCCGACGAGGAGGACGAGGGGAGCAAGGGGUCCGUCGACGAGGAGGAGCGCAAGGAGACGCGGACCGGCGCGGGCGAGAAGAAGGAGCAGGAGCUGUCGUCCAGCGACAGCACGUCCACCAGCACCACCGACGACGAGUCCGAGACCAGUUCGGAGGACAAGACGGAGCCGUCCAAGCCGGAAACGGCCCCGACGACGCAAACGGAAGUGACUUCGCGGGAGGAGACUUCGAAGGAGGGCACGUCCAAGAACGAGGACACGACGGACGACAGCGAUAUCGAGGAUGAUCUGGUCUCGGCGAUCAAUUACAAUACCAUCACGUCCUUGGCGGCGCUCAAGGAUAUGUUACAGUCCUCCGGGGAGGAUUCCGACGGAGUGGACAGUUUCUUUCACCAUUAUUUCCUGUCGCAUGUAAAUCGGCUGCCGUCGAGGAACCAGACGCACAGCCCGUAUCCCUGGGGUAGGAGAUUGUCGGAGUGCCGGGAGGAGGACGAGUACGAGACCGAGGAAGGGAAGAACGUCGAUAGCCCGAGCGUCGACAGCAAGAAGGACACGUCGAAGGCGCAGAUCGAGAAGACCGACAGUGUUUCCUCGAAGACGUCGAAGGCGUCGAGCCCGUCGUCCUCGGAGAAUUCCAGUUCGGAGAAGAUCGACGAGAAGUCUCUGGCGACGUCCAGCGUGUCGGACGCGAAGCCACCGUCGCCGUCGUUAACGGCGACAACGACGACGACGACGAUGACGGCGAUGGCGACGACGACGACGAUGACGACAACGGGCGCGACCGCGGCGACGACGACGACGACGACGACGGUCGCGACGUCAGUCGGUAGAUUCACCACGUCCACCGUGACGUCGCCGACGUCGACGACGAAGCCUCCGCUACGAAGGCGACAUACCACCGGCCCGGGCAUGACCUUCCCCGCUACCGAUCCCCCUUCGUAUUCCGCUAGCAUGACCUUUUCGAGGACCAGCCCGUUGCCCAGCCCGCAUUUCGACAAGCGGUUCUUCGACAGCAGCCUGAUCGAGAUGAAGAGCCAGGCGAGCAGUACCAGCACCCUCGAUUACGACUCCACGGACGAGGUGUGGGUACGCAGGAUGGAUUUCUUGCAGGAGAGGAAACGGCGGGAGCUUGGCUCGCAACCACUACCAACGAUCGUGACCGAGGACACGGAUAAUUCCGGGCAUGUUUCUCAAGGUCACAGGCCACGAGCAGAUACGUGGGGUUCGCACUCGAAGACAAUCAAAAAGUCGUCUUACGGGAGCGCACCUAGCUCUGGAAAAUCGACGCCCCUUCCGCAGCCGGCCGAGCCGUCGAGCUCGUCGAGUUCCGGCAAGGGCGGUCGAAAGACUUCCGGCACCCGGUCCGGUUCCACCAGUCGCAGUAAUAGUCGCAGUAAUAGCGCGGAACGUCGUAAAAGCGGCGGUGGUACGGAUGACACCGCCAGCCCAACGAGAAAGCCGGCGCUCUUCGACGCUUUCAGACCGAGGAGCAAGUCGGACGCUAGCAAGAGGAAGCCCAGUAUUAUAGCUAAUAUGAAAAGUGCCGUUCAGCAUUCCUUGCACAGAGGAUCGCACGGAAGCUCGUCGGUAGAUGUACAUACGGAGAAGGAGCAUCAUAGAGAAAGCCAGAAGGAACAAAAGGAGAAUAAGGAGCAGGGAAGCGGACGGCCUAGGGCUGGAUCGGAAAGCAGCAGGAAUCCUGUGAGCAAAGUCAUGGAUCUCAUUAGGCACAGGAGCCACAGUGCCUUGAGCGCGGAGGACAAGCGAAAAGCGGUAAGCGGCCCUCUACAUUUACCGUCGACACGCCAGCAGCAGUGA
Molecule: messenger RNA, 2138 nt
Organism: Temnothorax curvispinosus
Lineage: Eukaryota; Metazoa; Arthropoda; Insecta; Hymenoptera; Formicidae
Gene: SNF4Agamma
Product: lisH domain-containing protein C1711.05-like
Exons: 6
Coding region: 111-2138 (675 amino acids)
Source: RefSeq, a predicted model, not a curated record